Molecule: messenger RNA, 234 nt
Organism: Aspergillus affinis
Lineage: Eukaryota; Fungi; Ascomycota; Eurotiomycetes; Eurotiales; Aspergillaceae
Product: copper metallochaperone COX17
Exons: 3
Coding region: 1-234 (77 amino acids)
Biological process (GO): mitochondrial respiratory chain complex IV assembly
Cellular component (GO): mitochondrial intermembrane space
Molecular function (GO): copper ion binding; copper chaperone activity
Source: RefSeq, a predicted model, not a curated record
AUGUCUCUCUUCGGCUCUUCCAGCGGCCCUGCUGAACAGGCUCCUCCUGCCCCCGCUCCCCUUGCGCAAGCUGCGCCCGCCGAGAAGCCCAAGCCCUGCUGCGUCUGCAAGCCCGAGAAGACGGCCCGGGACGACUGCAUGCUGUUCUCGAAGUCCGAUGACCCGACGCAGGAAUGCAAGUCCACGAUCGACCAGUACAAGGCCUGUAUGGCUGGAUUCGGCUUCAAGGUCUAG